CUCCGUCAUAUUUUCCCAAGAAAAGACAGACGGACAUGGCGAAACUGAAGAUAGCAGGGGCAUGGUCUGGGGUGUUGGAGGUGCAAUUGGAGGAAUGGACGAUCCCCAUGUUGAGACAAGAGGUUGCGAAGCGAUCAGACUGUGGUCCAGAAUCGAUCAACCUGAUAUGCGCAGGGAAGGUCUUGAAAGAUGGUGAUGGUACUCAGAAGCUUAGCGAAUUGGGCGUCAAGAACAAUGCUAAGAUCCUAGCAAGCCGUGUCUCCGCUGAUCAGGGCAAGUCCCUCAAACAAGAGUUAAUGGCUGAGGAAGAACGCUCUUCUAGACUGUCUCGACUCAAGGCUGCUGCCAUUUCACUCUCCAAGAGACAUGCAGAUGGUUCGUUACCCAUUGAGGACUUCAACUUGGAGCUGGAAAAUCAGAGUGGAGAGACAGUGCAAUUGGGAUCUGAGACUGAUCAAAGGGCAGUAAUGAUGGGUCUCAUGCUUCAUGCAAACGCAAAACAGCUUAUUAGAAGGCAAAACUAUAAAGAUGCAUUGGAAGUGCUCACCAUGGGAGAGGAGGCUUUUUCUCUCUGCAACCCCAAGGUCAUUGAGAUGAUUGACAACGUCCCGAUACUGCAAAUAGAUAUGGUGUGGUGCUAUUUCAUGCUCCGAGACAUUAGUUGGCUCUCAGUGGCAGGAAUACGCCUUGCAAAGGCAAGAGAAGGACUUGAACGUGCUUAUGGGAAGGAAUCCAGUCGUGUUAGACUCCUUCAAGGAGGGCGCCAUCCAGAGCUUGCAUUACACUUGAGGCUGGAGCUGUUGGAAGGAGUAGUGUCAUAUCACAGUGGUCAUAUUGAAAAAACUAGGAAGGCCUUGACCUCUGCACAAAUUAAAUAUUUCCAGCUUCAGGUUCCAGAUGAAGCCCUAUCACUACUUAUGAGCAUGGGCUAUAAAGAACAUGAUGCAAAAAAGGCCAUGCGCAUCAGCAAUCAGGAUGUUGAGAGUGCCAUUGAUUUUCUUGUUGAGGAGAAAACAAAAAAGGCACAGAAGAGGGAGGAUGACAUUCGGCGGAGGAAUGAGAUCAUGGAGCAGAAGCGUUAUGGAAAGACACAGCUUGGGAAAGCCGUGGAUCUCCAGAGAUUGAAUGAAUUGGUAUCCAUUGGGUUUGAGAAAGAGCUUGCUGCCGAAGCCCUUCGAAGAAAUGAAAAUGACAAUCAGAAGGCUUUGGAUGAAUUGACAAACCCAGAAUCCAAUUCUGCCAUUCAGCUUUAUAUUGAAUCAAGGAAAAGGAAAAGACUGCAUCAAGCAGCUGAUGCAGCAAUUGAAGAACUUGUGUCUAUGGGUUUCCCAAGAGAAACAGUGGUUGCAGCUGUACGGGCAUUUGGCUCAAAAGAGCAAGCAUUGAGUCAUCUACUUGAACAACCAAACCCUGAUCCUGCAGUUGCAUCGGAUGGCAAUGCAAACAUUCUUGGCACGGAUGUUUUGAAUACUGAGGGUGGUGUUGGAGCUCCAUCAGGUGAGGAUAGCGUUGGAGGUCCAUCAGGUACCAACAAAGUAGAAGAACGAGACAUAGAGAUGGAAGAUGAACUUGCGGAAGAACUACGAAGAGGAGAUGCUUUUUCUGACUAUGACAUUGAGGUUACAAAGGAAGGCGAAGCUAUAAAUGAGUACUUGGCUCUGUUGGCUUCUGCAGAGAAUGCUGAGAGCGCUCCGUCUUCUCACUGAGAAGAUAAUAAAUCUAAAGGAACAAUUAACUUACACUUCUUGUGUACAGGGCUUUCAUGUAAUAGAUCUAAAUGAACGUUUAACAUACACUUCUGUGUACAGGGUUUUCGUCUCAUAUCAGUAAUUUAUGUAACUGUUUGCUAA
Cornus florida is the source of this 1850-nucleotide messenger RNA. RefSeq lists its product as uncharacterized. Gene Ontology annotation, biological process: regulation of ubiquitin-dependent protein catabolic process. Bases 36 to 1706 code for a protein of 556 amino acids. The record is from RefSeq and is a predicted model, not a curated record. Lineage: Eukaryota; Viridiplantae; Streptophyta; Magnoliopsida; Cornales; Cornaceae. The transcript has 11 exons. Gene Ontology annotation, molecular function: protein binding.